Messenger RNA from Cladocopium goreaui, 2934 nucleotides. The record is from the annotation of a GenBank genome assembly. NCBI's taxonomy places the organism in Eukaryota, Dinophyceae, Suessiales, Symbiodiniaceae.
CACGGUCUCAUCGACCACAACGUCAUCCAUGACAUCAACAUCUUCCCUCUCUAUGACAACCACGUCAACAUCAGCAAGCGUCACAACCACAAGCACAAUGACAUCCUCGUCAACCACAGUAUCCAGCACAGUUACGUCAAGCACAACUGCAACUUCAACAUCCACCACAUCCACGAGCAUGACUACCACUUCAACAUCACUAAGCAUCACAACAACAAGCACACUGACAUCCUCCUCCACCACAGUUUCCAGCACGGUGACAUCAACCACAAGCGCAAGCUCCACCUCAACGUCCUCCACCAGCAUGAGUAGUAGUUCCACCUCAGCCACCAGCAGUAGUAGUUCCACCAGCAGCAUGACGAUGACCAGCACCAGCAGUAGCACCAUGACCUCCACCAGCACCACCAGUAACAGCACCACCAGCACCACCAGCGCCACCUCCAGCACCAGUUGGACCACCACAAGCAGCACCUCCUCAAGCGCAACAAGGACUUCCACCAGCUCCACAGUAUCGGCCAGCAGCACCACGACCAGUACCAGCAACAGCACCAGCAGCACCAGCAGUACUGAGACCUCCACCAGUAGUAGCACCACCUUCACCACCGUCACGGUGAGUAGUACCAGCACCUCCAGCACCAUGGAGCGUGCCUGGUGUCGCAAGCUCUAUGGCGGUGUGGAGAUGGAGCAAGGGACGUGUCCUCCUGGAAGCACCCAGCACGACUACUGCUUGGCAAUGGACGAGGAAGCAAGUAUUGGCUGCGGCGACACUCGAGCCUUCUGCCCCACGGAGCCUUACAACUUCUCUUCCGGGGUCCCUGUGGAUGCUAUAACUUGUGAUCGCUGCGCCAUGGUGACGAUGGAGAAUUGGGAUCAGAGGAUAUGGUUGGGGGGUGAAGUUCGAUGGGCUCCCUUCGCCAGAUUUGAAGAGGAUGAGAUGCAGCUUGAAGGAUAUAACGUGGGUGUCCUCGACGCCUGCGGGGUUGAGAUCAUGCUUCUGGGCAGCGUCCCCGUGCGCAGUGGCAUGUUUGCUGAGAGUGUGAAGGAGUGUUGCGCGAACAGCUGGUAUGCAGUGUACUUCGGGCACUACCUACCACCUGAAUCGGUCAGUAUUUCGAUCACCAGCUGGAGCGGUUUAGCCGAAGACCUGCGGCUGGCCACCGCGCUGCCCAUCUUUCAGGCCACCACGUCCACCACGACGCAGACAUCGUUGACAUCGUCCAGUACCAGCAGCACCACCAGUAGCAGCACCUUGAGUACCACCUCUUGGACCGACACCACGAGCUCCACAACAACCAGUAGUUCCUCCAGUAGCUCCAGUAGCACCAGCAGCUCGAGCAGCAGCAGCCACACCACCUUUGCCUUGGCGCCGGCGCAGCUGGAGGGAUGUAUUGGGCUGGUGGUCACGGAUGUCGAUGCCUUCCUGGCAGAACCAGGUGCCACGGAGGCAAUGAGACAAACCUUGGCGCAGGCUGCUGGGGUCAGAGACACCUACAUCCAGCAGAUCAGCCUCUCCGAGGGCAGCUGCGAUGGUGCGGUCACCGAGGUCAACGACACCGCGGGGGCACGACGCCUGCAGAGUGCAGUACGCACGGACUACGUGGUGGUCUUCCCGGCCGCUUUGGGGGUGGAGGCAGCAUUGCAAGCUGUGGAAGCGAGCCGACAGGCACUGGAAGUGAUCUCCCUGGAGGAGGUGACGCAGAUCUUACAGGAAGAGGUGCAAAGAUUCCCAAGCAUCGCCAACAUCGGGGUGACGGUGAGUACAAAGGCAGUGACCAUAGAGGUGACGAAUGAUGAUGCAGCUGGAGGAGUUUACUAUUGUACGGAAGAACAGAGGCCCCACAUUGACGGUGCUGGGGAGUACACCUGCACUGGCAAUCCUGGGAAGGGGCAAAAAUGUACAGCUCCUUGUUCGGGCAGCGAUAUUUCUGCGGAGAUCAUUUGCUGGAGCUCUCGGGAAUGGUUGGUGACUGAGCCCUGUUUGAGCCAAUCAGAGGGAAUGGCAGCCUGGUUGGUGUUUCUCAUCGUCUUCCUGUGCUGUUUGAUCGUGCUGCUGAUCUUUGGCCUGCUGUUCGCUGUCUACACCGGUGCCUGCAAGAAGGUGACUCCCGAGGACGACGAUGCAGCCCCCGCCCCCAAGGACGCCUGGACGGCCACGCCGCCACCCAGCCAUGCCUCACCGCGCCCGGCGUCGCCGGAUGCACUGGCACCCAUGGUGGCUACGGGCGCCGCGGACAUUUCCUUCGUCACGGGGUUGCCUUGGGAGGCCAAGCGCGCCAGCAGCCGUGAGGAGCGCUCGCGGCCCAGCAGCAGAGAGGCGCGCAGCAAUGAUGCCCCACCAGUGGAGACGGUGGAGACCCUCAAAACGCGAAGCUCACGAUCCAGGUCCCCAGAGGCUCCAAAGGAGCAGUACCUGGAUAGUGGCCUUGAUGGUGAUGCUGGACAGACUACUGGAGCGUUUUCACCGGGGAUGCCAGCACAGAAGGAAACUGUGACCUUUAUGGUUGAUCAACAGCAGGACUUCAGAGUUUGGGUGCAACAGGAUUUGCCGACACAUCCUUUGCCACAAAAUACCACAGUGUAUCCUGGCACGAUUCAGUACGACUGAGUCGAGAUCUUGAGCCAUUUUCUUGAGGCAGCCUGGAACAGGAGUGCCUUGAGCCGUAGCCAAAGGCCUUAAUUCACACAUUUCAAAAUGCACUGUCAAGCGGGGUCAUCUGGACUAUGUCAUUUUUGAUGUUUUCUAGUGGGAAUUUUCAUGCUGCGAACGAAUACCUCGGACUUUGCUGGCCCAGCGAUGCUAAUCUAACCGGCAAUCCAUCCCUCAAAUGUGGCGUGUGGAGCUGUGUUGAGCGGCCACAGGGUGCCUCGAAUGAGGCCCCUCAGGGCCAUAAUUAUUGCAUUAUUUAUCCUCUUCCCCUAAAGAUUGGACUCACC